Molecule: messenger RNA, 2442 nt
Organism: Blumeria graminis f. sp. triticale
Lineage: Eukaryota; Fungi; Ascomycota; Leotiomycetes; Helotiales; Erysiphaceae
Source: the annotation of a GenBank genome assembly
AUGCCUUCAUUCCAUCAAAGUGCUACGCAUUCUGCUACCCCUUCUCACCAACCCGAUCAUACCAAUGUUCAAGGCAAGAUGCCGCCUAAAAUAGCUAACGCUGCGCCUGACGUCGAAGUGACCUUACCUAGUCAACAUCACGGCGUCAAGUCUCCCUCCAAUACCAAGUCAGUCGGUCGAUUUCACGAAGAGUUAGAUAUCAGCCAACGUGCUAGUUCUUUCGGCGAAAAUCUGCCGCAAAAGUCGUGUUCCGCUUUGCCAGAGUCUGCUGGGAGCCCAAUAGUGCCGCGAGCCACCCUGAAAAAGUCCGCCACGAUACGAAGAAGUCAUUCGGUAAAAAGAAGCCCUAGUUGCAGGAGCUCGAGGGCCGGGAGUGUCCGCAGCGUGGCCCCCCAGGUUGAAGAAGAAUUAGAACAAGCGUACUGUGCAUUUUAUUCGCCCGUUCCUACCAGCGGAAAUCCCACAGAAGCUCUAGCCAAUAGAUUCCAAGCCUGGCGAAGUGUGUUAAAAGAUAUCAUUUCACACUAUAAAGAAAUACAAGCCAGCUAUGACCUACGAGCAAAAAGCCUAGUGAAAGUUUCGAAUAUUAUUAACGCUAACAUCCCCCCGCCGUCUUUUCUGCAGUCUGGUGGCAUCCAUGAUGCCGCACAGAUAGCUCACACGCAUUACAAAGUUUGCCUCAGUGAGGCCGUUAAGUCUAAAGAGAUCGAAAAUGACGUAAUUUCUGCCCUAGUCGGUCUAAGAAGUGAUCUACAACACAAGAUCAAAGAGAUCAAGAACUUGUCGGGAGAUUUCAAAAAUUCAGUCGAAAGAGAAAUGGAGGCAACCCGUAAAUCAGUCCAUGAACUACAAGAAAGUCUAAGUUCAUUGGAAAUCGAUCCAUCCCAAAGUAUUGGAAAAAGGGACCCAUAUUUACUUAGAUUGGCUGUGGAUCAUCAAAUUGAGAAGCAAAUAUCCGAGGAAAACUAUCUUCACCAGGCCUACCUUAACCUGGAAUCAUCAGGCAAAGCGCUCGAAGCCAUUGUUGUCGGUGAAAUUCAGAAAUCAUAUAGUGCCUAUGCUGGAAUUCUGAAACGUGAGGCGGAUGCAUCCUAUGCGACUGUUAACGAAUUUUUAAAUGGGCCACUAACAAUGCCAAGGGAUCUUGAAUGGAAUCACUUUCUUAGUGAUAAUGAAAACUUCGUCGAUCCUACCGUUCCAAUUCGAAAGUCCCAGUACGUUCAAUAUCCAGCAAAACAUCACGAACUCGCGCAAGAGGUGCGGGCCGGUUUACUAGAACGAAAGAGCAAGUACUUAAAGUCAAAUACAGUGGGCUGGUAUGUUCUAUCGCCGACUCAUCUUCAUGAAUUUAAGUCAGCCGAUAAAAGACAAGCCCCCAUAAUGUCAUUGUAUUUGCCGGACCAAACGCUCGGGUCGCAUUCUAGCGAGGAUUCUAAGUCAAACAAAUUUGUCCUUCGAGGCCGUCAAACAGGUACGAUGCAUCGUGGACAUUCCUGGAUCUUUAGAUGCGAGAGUCAUGAGAUAAUGAUGUCAUGGUAUGAGGCUCUGCGAAACUUAACCGGAAAAUCUUAUCAAGAACGUCAGGCUUAUGUCAAGCAGCAUGCUCGAAAUGUAAGCGGUGGCUCUCAAAAUACGGGAUCCGUAAUCAGUAGCGAUAGUGUGUUAGAUGACGAGGACGAAGAGCCAUUCGCUAGUGCUAGUCUUUCCAUUAGAGCCCAUACCCCAGUGAAAGAUGAAUCGUCAACAAGACCGUUGCCAGGUGGGCGAUUCCCAUCUUCUGAUAUACUGGCAACAAGAAAAGGGCAACAAGACUUACCCGUAUCGCGUUCAUUAUCUAGUGAAAGCCAAGGAUUUGAAGAUGCCUCUAAGGCAAAGUCACAGGCGACAAAGGAUACAUCUACUAAAGUAAUUCGUGGAAAUUUAGCAGCAAUGUCCACUGAAUGGAAGCCUGAUUUAGUGACAAGUUCUCAUGAUCAGCUUGCAGGAAAAGUGGCUCCACCCGUGCACUCAUCUUUCCAGCAACAAGAUACCAUAGGAAUGGAAUCGAACUCUACACCGGUUACACCUGAAAUCAAGGAUGAUGGAAGACCUAGAGAUUCUAAAAAUCUUCCUCAGACCGAAGAUAAAAGUCAUGCGGCUGUUUUUGAAUGCAAUCGCGAGGGACCUAGAUUGGUUACUGUAGAGGACAUACCCAGUAUUAUAUCGCAAAAAUCGAGUUCAGGUGGUCCUUUGCCCAUAGACACUUCAUUAUCUUGUGAACAGGCGCACGCAGAUGGGCCCAAACCUCGUAAUAUUCCGACAACAUCUUGUAUUGGACAAGAAUCUACAACUGAAGACAUGGCAACAUUAGAACAGAUUGACAAAGCAAAAGGGGCAAGUGAUGACCUGCAUAUUCCAGGUGAAUGGCAGAAGACAAUAAGCGGAUCAAUCCCUCAGAAUUGA